AUGGAUGGCGCCCCAAAGCAUCAUCAGGAGCUGAAAGAUGCCGGACUUGCAGUGACCCAACAUCUGAAAUAUUUGUACCAUGCGUUUGUAUCCCACCAAUGGCUCAGCAGUGCUCAUCCCGAUCCAGAAGGGCUGCAGAUGCGCGUCUUGCGCGAAGCUUUGCGGAACAUCAUAAGUGCGUUUACAACAGCGGAGCGAAAUCAGAUCAAAGAAGCUUACAUCUGGCUCGACUGGUUCUCCGUGCCGCAGGUUGUCGGGGGCCCGAGGGAUGAGGACGAGGUUUGCAUCCUGAGACGGAUGCAGCUAAUGUGCAUCCGGUCCAUUCCCAGCUAUGUGGAGUCUUCAGAAAUGUUUGUGGCUCUUGUUCCGCCGCUGCAAAACAAGUCUACGGGAGUGGUCUGUGACUUCAGAAGUUGGUGUCGAACCGAAAUGUGGUGCAAGUUGCUCGCACCUGACUCAGGCAUGCCGAUCGUGGUAAUCGGUGGUGCUGACAAAGCGGAAUUCGUUGGGUCAACAAGCUGGGUGCAAGCUUUGGUUCACGAAGGCGAUUUCGCAGUGGAGUCCGACCGAAGGAUUUGCAGCAAGGUCGUGCAGGCUGCUCUAGACCAAAAAUUGCGGCGACUGGCGCGCGACAAACAUCAUGGCAACCUCUUCAGAUACUUUGCUGCUAGGUAUGAGGACUUCGUUGGGAUUCCAGCCACGCAACGCAGUAUGGAGUGCUUCCUGGUGCGCUUUGGUUUUCCUUCGCUGGGAUCGGCCUUGAGGCAGAAGUCAGGAAUGGGAGCGGUGGCUUGUGCCGCGCUUUCAGGAGACACAGCCAUGCUAGGCCGCCUAGUGGAUAUGAGGGCAUCUCUUGAAACAAAGCUGCCAGAGCUUUGGGAAGUGGCUCUGCCAAUCAAGGCCACUCCUCUUAUCAUGACGCUCACAGGCGGCGAACGGUGCACGGAGGCCCUGGUUGAACUUCUAAAGUUGAGAGCGGAUCCGAACAGCUGUGAUGGCAACGGCGGUGCCGCUCUUUGCUACUGCACCACCCCGCGAGCGGUCGACCUUCUCGUGGAAUACCGGGCAGAUGUAAAUCUUCGUAAGGCGCCCACCAUGAUGUCGCCCAUUUCUGGCCUCUGCGCAAGAGGUGCGUCACCAGAAACUGUGGCCAAGUUGUUGGAGUGGAGGGCGGAUGUGAAUCUUUCUGAUGGCGGGCUUGGCCAGACAGCUAUUGUGUACUUGACCAUUUUCUUCUCUGGAAACCUGCGCGGUUUAGAAGUUGCGGAGCUUCUCCUACAGGCCAGCGCAGAGGUAAAUAAAGUCAGCGCCAUCGGCUGUGCUGUCAGAGUCAUCGAAUACAGUUCUCGCACGCUGACGUUUUUCAAGAAGGAACUUCCGCUCCUGCUUUCCUGGUUUGCAGAGGGUGGCACCACAGCACUUGGUGCCGCCUGCUUCUUCGGAUCUACAGAGACACCUCCCAAAAGUUCUGAUGGGUGUAAAAUGUAA
This is a messenger RNA of Symbiodinium pilosum, 1488 nucleotides long. The record is from the annotation of a GenBank genome assembly. NCBI's taxonomy places the organism in Eukaryota, Dinophyceae, Suessiales, Symbiodiniaceae.